UCCCUCUUUGUUCAAACAUCGUCACAAAAUCUGUUACAUUGUGAUUAAAAGCUGAAAUCUCGAUCUCGCAAGUUGGUGUUGAAAUAAGUGUUUAUUGUUAAAAAAGAUAAGACAUUUUCUGUGUGAAUGAAAAAGUCCUGGUUUGUAAAAAUGCUGAAGAAAAAGAAGAAGGAAGACAACGUUGAGCCGAACAUAUUGUCCCCCCCCAACUUAGAAAGGUCAUCCUUUGCAGAUACAGGAAACACCAUCUUUCAGAGGAGUACUUCCUUUCAAACACAAACAUCCACGUUUUCCUCACAAACAAGUGUUCAAAGAGUGGAGACUAAAAUUUCAGCUCGAUCUACUGGGACGCCUUUUCCUUUGACCCAGUCUACCACAUUUCGAUCAGUGGAAAACACGAGCCCGACCACAAAACAACUUCAAAUUAGAAAACCAUCGCUUCAAAUCGAUGCCAGACCUUUUGAUCACAGUAUUACCAUAGGUCAACCAUCCACCAGAACUAUUGGAUACCAGAGUCCUUUUCAGAGAUCUAGUACUGUCUAUUCUAGUCUGCGUACAACCACUCCUUCUCAGCAAAGAGUAAUUACACCAGCACCACCUUCAGUAACGAAUGGAAAUGAGAUUUCUCAGAAUAGAGAUCCUAGAAUUCCUACUUACAGUACCAGUGGGAGAAAAAGAGGUAAAGCGUUGAUAAUAAAUAAUAUAAAGUUCAUGAAGGACAAACAAGAACGCAAAGGUGCCGAGGUUGACGAGAAGAGGAUGUCGGAGAUGUUUAGGAAGUUCGGAUUUGAGGUUAAGGUUUACAGGAAUCUGAAACGAGCGGAAAUGAAUGAGAAAUUAAACAAAUUCAUAUCGGACAAGACGCUCGCCAGCGUCGACAUUUCUGCGGUAAUCAUGAUGAGCCACGGCCAUAACAGUCACAACGGAAAAAUCAUACGAGGCGGUUACACAGAGAUUGUGGGCAUCGACAAUGAAAGUUUACCCAUAGACGACGUCAUUGGCAGAUUCGACUCUGGGAAAUGCCCCGUGCUGAUGGGAAAGCCGAAAAUAUUUAUAUUCCAGUGCUGCAGGGGAGACAACCAGGAAGAAAUCCACGUUGAUGCAACCCCUAUAGUAAAAGUAACCAAACAACAUGCAGAUAUGCUUAUUGCAUUUUCAACGCUACCAGGUUUCUUUUCUCUAAGAGACCCAGUAAGAGGUAGCUGGUACAUUCAAAGCAUAUGCGAUGUAUUCGAACGGCACGCCAAAGAAUUCGAUGUGGAAACUCUGCUUAAAAUUGUCGACGAAGAACUGUCUAAAAAACACCCGCAGUAUCAGCAGACGUCGACAUAUGAAAGCCGAGGGUUCAAACGGUGUUAUCUGAACCCUCUCAGUUGACAAACUUCGAGAACAUGUCAAGAAAAUAGGGAUGUUCGAUAUUAAAAAAGCAUCGAUGUUGACAUCGAAACAAAAGUAACGAAGUACGAUGAAUAUCGAAAGGAAAUAUCGAUGUUUUUUUAGAUGUAAGAAUAAACAUUUCAAAAAUCAAAUUUAUUCAACAAUAUUAAGAAUCCCAUUCCAACCUUUUUCUGUUAUCUGAAAGCAACAAUACCACUCAAAUUCGCAAAAACAGCGUUCAAACUCGAAUCACGAGUAUCCGGCUCGAAGGACCAAAAUUAUGUUGAGUAUCAAUGUUCGUGGACUGUAUUUCCUGUGACAUGAGUUUGAAUGUUGUCCUUUUGCGCGAUUUUGGUGAAUAGAGAGAGCAAAUAUUUCUAAUUGAAUCGAACUGUGCUUACCUUGACUAUAAUGCAGGUGUUUUGGUUUCAAAUCUUGGUGGGCAAUAUUGUUACUCUGAAGACAUCUCACAGGAACACCCCCUCUUAUGUGUCACUUUGGCAGCUUCUCGAUCGACUCGUAUCUUCUCUCGCCCUCCCAAUCGUUUUUAACAGAAAAUCGUAUACGGGGGGUGCGCGAUAAACUCACAAAUGGAGGCAAGUACAGUAAUAACGCGGACUGGAUAUUAAAAGUCGAAAACGCUAGAGUGAGAAUAAAAAUAAUAAUAAAUCAAAUCCAAAUUAAUGGUAAAGACGGAACACUAUGUGUGACUUGAAUGUUUUUGUUAAACAUCGAUGUUUCUUUAACAUCGAUCAUCCCUACAAGAGAAGAAAUUAUGUUAUUUUUCUACAGCAUUGCCACUAAGACAAAAAUGCAUUCAUUUACGACAUUAUGAUUAUUAGUAUUUAUUUUUCUUUUUAGGUUAAGAAUACGGUUAUUUUUGAAAAACACUUUCUGUGUAUUGAAUAAAAAAUUACUUCUAACGGUCAAAGUUGGCAAAAGGGAAACAUUAUUGGAUGUUUAUUUCAAAACCAAACGAAAAUCAUUAUUUAUUAUUUGGAAAUGGGAUCGAUUUCUAAUUUAAUACGUCGACGUUACCCAAAAUUUAUUUGUAUCCUUAGAACAAUAAAAGGACAAAUCAUCGCAACAAAUACUACCAACAAGAGAUUGAAUUGAAAUAAUAAAAAUAAUUAAAGUUUUUUAUUGGAAAUGCCUUCAUUUUCAUGAUUUUUUCAGAUCUCAUCAGAUAAAUUUACUAUAUGAGAGUUUUCCACUGGAAAUCUUACAUUGAAGUGUGAUUUUUGAAUACAAAGAAAUUAAUUUUCCUUCCUUUCCCAGAAUAGUAAUGUUCAUUCAUUGCUGCAAUUUGUAUUUUUAGUGUCUUGAGGAUGGAAUAAAGUUUUCCAAACUUUGACAGAUUGGAAAUUUGACAAAUGGAAAAACUAAACAUUGGAACAUGAAAAAUUUACAACAUGGCUGCUUGAAUUGUUUUAUUAAAUAAAGAAAUAGUAGUUUAAACUCAAAAUUCAAGCCAAUUUCUUACCUUAGCCAAAAAGUAUCUCUUGCCAGCCUUGAUGGCUUUUUUUACUGUACUGUGGAACGGACUUUUAGAAAUUUUGUGGAAUGUUCUUUAAAACGCUGCAUUUGUAGAAUUGAAUAAAUUUUUUACUUAC
Leptinotarsa decemlineata (Colorado potato beetle) is the source of this 2990-nucleotide messenger RNA. Its product is annotated as caspase-7. Gene Ontology annotation, biological process: proteolysis. Lineage: Eukaryota; Metazoa; Arthropoda; Insecta; Coleoptera; Chrysomelidae. Gene Ontology annotation, molecular function: cysteine-type endopeptidase activity. The record is from RefSeq and is a predicted model, not a curated record.